Messenger RNA from Hippoglossus stenolepis (Pacific halibut), 3621 nucleotides. RefSeq names its product DENN domain containing 1C (gene dennd1c). The coding region runs from base 146 to 2932 and encodes 928 amino acids. The transcript is spliced from 23 exons. Gene Ontology annotation, molecular function: guanyl-nucleotide exchange factor activity; phosphatidylinositol phosphate binding. Gene Ontology annotation, biological process: endocytic recycling; endocytosis. Gene Ontology annotation, cellular component: intracellular membrane-bounded organelle; cytosol. Lineage: Eukaryota; Metazoa; Chordata; Actinopteri; Pleuronectiformes; Pleuronectidae. The record is from RefSeq and is a predicted model, not a curated record.
UCAGGAAGUGUUGGGUCACUCUGUCGCUGUUUGUGCAGACUGCUGUUUCUGCUGUGCUCUAUCUUCAUAUACACCACAUCAGGGUGGACGACUUAUCUCUCUGCCCCCCUGGACUAACACAUGGACACGAGCACAUUCGGACAGCAUGGGCUCCAGACUGAAACAAAACCCUGAGCAAACCUUCUACUGGUUCUUUGAAGCAACUUGUCCUGUCGCCAGAGACAAAGAUCCUGAUGUGCUGUUUCAGUUUCCAGAUGACUUCAGCGAUGAGGAGUCCUUUCAGACAUUACCUAGAUUCUGCUUCCCAUAUGACAUACAGAGAGUGAGGGCUGGGGUGGCCGUGCAGCACUUCACUUUCGUUCUCACUGACCUUGAGGGAUGCCAACGCUUCGGCUUCUGUCGUCUCGCCAACAGCAUGCACACCUGCCUUUGCAUACUCAGUUACCUCCCCUGGUUUGAAGUGUUUUACAAACUUCUCAACAGCUUGGCUGAUUACAUGACAAAGGGACAGACCAAUGAGAUGAAGGCGCUGCUGGCUGCUCUCUACCAGCAGCCCGUACCACUGGCAGCUGGAUCCGUCACUCUGCAGAUGGGAGAGCAGCUAUUGGUCAGCACAGGGGUGUCCCAUCCUGUCGGACACCCGGAGGGUCAAGAGGGGGUUCCAUACUUUAUUGCUCCAGACCCCAGAAGUCUCCCUUCCAUCCCUGAAAAUAGGAACUUAACAGAGCUGAUUGUGGCAGUAGAUGUGGGGAACCUGCUCCAGAUCUACGCCAGCAUGCUGUUUGAGAGACGCAUUCUGAUCUUUGCCAGCAAACUCAGCACUCUGACAUCUUGUGUGCACGCAUUCAGCACUGUGUUAUACCCCAUGUACUGGCAACACAUCUUCAUACCUAUCCUGCCGCCUCACCUACUGGACUACUGCUGUGCACCUAUGCCUUACCUAAUAGGGGUCCACACCAGUCUAGCUGAGAAGGUGAGGAGUCGAGGGUUGGAAGAAGUUGUCAUUCUAAAUGUGGACACAAACACUCUAGAGACGCCCUUUGACGACCUUAAGAGGAUACCUUCAGAUGUGAUGUCUGGGCUGAAGCUGUGUUUGAAGCGUCAGGCUGUGUCUCCAGGCUGCGGGGUCUCUCUGGCCUUCCUGAAAGCGCAGGCUCUGCUGUUCGGAGGCUACAGGGACGCACUGCAGACUCACGAGGAAGGUGAAAUAUGUUUCAGCGAGAAGAUGUUUCUAGAUCACAAAUCUCACAGCAUGAGGCAGUUCCUGCAGAGUGCUGUUCACUUACAGCUCUUCAAAGAGUUCAUAGACGGCCGCUUGGAUAUUCUCAACAAGGGAAAGGAACCAGAUGACCUCUUUGAGGAAGAGAUCCUAAAGUGUGAAGCAACAGCUGGAACAAGCAAAUCGUAUCAGCAGUUAGUUGGUAAUUUAAAGAAAGGAGGAGGAGCGUUAAUCCUCAACAUGAAGUCCAAAGCACACAUGAGGGCCAAAGGUCUCGCCAAGUCUGGUCUGAAAAACCUGCUGCUGCACAAGGCCCACAAUGAAGAACACACCCUGCAGAGAGGAGGAUCAGUGGCACACCGCCGUGCCCAAUCUGACUGCCUGCAGGAUCGCCUGCCGAUCACACAGCACUUUGGGAAGCCACGUCCCCGUCGGCCCUUGCUCAGAUUCAGGUCCCCCAGAGACCAGGACAACAUGAAGGACACAGGAGAUACAUGGGAUGGAGCUGUGUCCGAGCCUGUGGUUGAGCCUGACUCUGAGCUCCAGAAGGAUGAAGACGAGGGGGAAGAUACGCUGCUGUGUGACCCGGAGGAGAUGGAUCUGCUCGGGGAGAUUUUUGACACCCUCAGCUCCCGCAGCUACAAUGACCGCGGCUUGCUGUAUGGCACCCGGAGCCUGGAUCUGUUCGGGCCAGACACUCAUGAUUAUAUCACAAAGUUUGGUCGAGUCAACCCCAGCCAGGAGAGCUUGUGUCUGUCCAUCAGCGGCAGUGGCAGCCUGCACAGCUGGAAUCUGGAAACCACAGAAGAGCUGUCAGACGUGACGGGGGACUCUGACUGGCCGAACCUAGACAUUGGGGUACCAGAGGACGAGGAGUCAGAGAGUCUUCUGGCAAGAUGUGAAAAAGUGGAAAAUAAUAGCGGACAGAGGGAGGAUGGAGAGAAACAGGAAGAAGUAAAGGUCGUGAUAAAUGGGAACCCAGGAGGAGAAAAAGAAAACACGUAUACAUUUAAGGAAGUGAAGUUUGAGGAGAAGAGAAAGAAAGAAGGUGAGGAAAUGAGAGAGAGCCUAGGAGAGGAACCAGUGAAAGACAAGCGAGAGGAUGAAGGGUUAACAGAAAAGAGGGAGGAUGAGAGAAAUCGAAGUGACGAGGUAACUGAAGGACACAGAGAAACAGAUCAAAUACAAAAAGGUAUAGCAACAGAAGAGAGAAAUGAGAACCAGGACGACAAAGAAAAAGAGGUAACAAGAUCUUUAAACACACUUAUAAAACUGAAUCUCCAUGAUUGCAACACGGUAGAGGAGCAGCAAGGACAACAGGAGAGAGCCAAUCCAGAGAGCACAGCUUCUCCUGGGCCUCAGAGCCUCGCCGCUGACCCUCAACGUCCAGCAGGCCAGAACAAAAGUUGUGAAGAAGCAGUGAAUAAAUCCGAGCGAGAGUUAAGACAAAUCCCCUCUACGCCGAAAGUGCUGUCUGCUGUAGAACGCUUCCAGAGUCAAGGAUCCAGCCAGAGCUUUCAGGUGAGGUCCAGCACCAAGGGCUCGGAUGAACCUGGGAGACCGGGCAAUGUGUUGUGGAGCAAGGAGAACACACAAACCCACCAUGUCCUGCCACGUCACUCAUCAGAGGAGAACGACUGCCCGGAGGUGCAUAAGGAGGAAGACUCCCCUCUCAUCAAAGUGUCUGAACUUAAGAAGAGAUUUGAAGCUUAAAGGACAACGCUGAUUUGUUGUUGGUGUUGACAAGUCAUCUGGUUUCCCUGGUUGUUGCUAUUGAAGAUGUAAUUCAGAAUUGCCACCCUGCUUCCAACAACCAGAGCAGUUUCAAUCUACAUUACUUAAUUUUUUCUAGACUCAUGAGGUCAAAAUUUGAAGAAAUUCCCUAAAGGCAGACUUCAUGUUCAUUCACCUUUGACCUUAAGGGUCUUUCAAAAAAGAACAGUCAAGCACUUCUUUAGCUAAAACAAAACUAGAGUAAACAGUUCAUUUAUUGACGUCUAUUUUCAGCUGCAGUUACAUUAUGUGAUCGAGUCAAAAUAAACUACAGCACCGUGUGGCUCAGGUCAACAAACUCAUUCUUGAGGACACAAACUGGUUGUCAAGUGAUAAAUAGUGAGAAUAUUUUUUUGUUUAUUUGAAUCUUGUUUACUUGAUGGAAGGACUGGAAGCACGGCUGCAAACAAGAACUAAAUGAAUGUCUUAACAGUGAGGACAGAUUGGUUUACAUAUCAGCUACAGCUACUAUGAGGGAUAAUUUUUCAGAUACACGGGUAUGUGAGUAUUCUACAACCACGUGUGUGUGUGAGAAAGUCUCCAUGAGCUAAUGCCCAGAGAAAACGGACAAAUGCUGAAUUACCUCAUGUUUGGUAACUUGUACAGAAUAAAGUUAACAUUUUGAACAA